This is a messenger RNA of Fundulus heteroclitus (mummichog), 1713 nucleotides long. Its product is annotated as glucose-6-phosphate 1-dehydrogenase. Gene Ontology annotation, biological process: pentose-phosphate shunt, oxidative branch; glucose metabolic process. Gene Ontology annotation, molecular function: glucose-6-phosphate dehydrogenase activity; NADP binding. NCBI's taxonomy places the organism in Eukaryota, Metazoa, Chordata, Actinopteri, Cyprinodontiformes, Fundulidae. The record is from RefSeq and is a predicted model, not a curated record. The transcript has 13 exons. Bases 11 to 1600 code for a protein of 529 amino acids. Gene Ontology annotation, cellular component: cytosol.
AAAAUUCUCCAUGCCAGUCUGUGAUACUCUCGCAGGGUCACUGCUGGGAGAGAAAGCUGCUCAGAGGAGGAGUAUGGAGCCCUUGACUCGUUCAGAGGUGUUUGGACAGCUCAGGAAGGAGCUCUACGGAGACAAAGAGUUGGGUCAUUCCAGCACACACAUAUUUAUCAUCCUGGGAGCAUCUGGAGAUCUUGCUAAAAAGAAGAUCUAUCCAACGUUGUGGUGGUUGUUCAGAGAUGGCCUGCUCCCAGAGGACAUCUAUAUCGUGGGAUUUGCCCGUUCUAACCUGACUGUGGAGAACAUUAAGGCAGCGUGUCUGCCUCACAUGAAGGUCACUAAUGAAGAACUUGAUAGUAUGUCAGCCUUCUUCAAAAGGAACUCCUACCUGAGUGGUCGGUAUGAAGAUAGCAAAUCCUUUGAACAACUCAACAACCACCUGUCAUCUCUGCCUGGAGGGGAAAAGGCCAAUCGGCUCUUCUACCUGGCGCUGCCCCCCACUGUCUACCACCAUGUCAGCGCAAACAUCAGAAACCACUGCAUGAGCUGCAAAGGUUGGAACAGGUUAAUCUUUGAGAAGCCGUUCGGGCGGGACCUCCAGAGCUCCCAGGAGCUGUCAGCCCACCUGUCUUCCCUGUUCAAAGAAGACCAGAUCUACCGCAUAGAUCACUACCUGGGAAAAGAGAUGGUCCAGAACCUCAUGGUUCUCAGGUUUGGAAAUCGCAUUUUUGGACCCAUCUGGAACCGGAACAGUGUGGCCUGUGUGGUGCUCACCUUCAAGGAGCCCUUUGGCACGCAGGGCCGAGGAGGAUACUUUGAUGGCUUUGGGAUAAUUAGAGAUGUCAUGCAGAACCACCUGCUCCAGAUGCUCUGUUUGAUUGCAAUGGAAAAACCUGCAUCCACCAGCCCAGAUGAUGUGAGAAAUGAGAAGGUGAAGGUACUGAAGUGCAUCGCUCCUCCUGAUAUGCAAGAUGUGGUGCUUGGUCAGUAUGUAGGAGAUCCGAGCGGAGAGGGGGACUCCAAACUGGGUUACCUUGAUGAUCCCACAGUCCCGAAAGGCUCCUGCACACCAACCUUUGCAACUGCAGUUCUCUAUGUCCAGAAUGAAAGAUGGGAUGGGAUUCCUUUCAUUCUGCGCUGCGGAAAAGCCCUGAAUGAGCGCAAAGCGGAGGUGCGUCUGCAGUUCACGGACGUACCUGGAGACAUCUUUGCUGGACGCUGCCAGAGGAACGAGUUGGUGGUCCGGGUGCAGCCAGACGAGGCCAUUUACCUGAAGAUGAUGACCAAGAAGCCGGGAGUCUUCUUCAGCCCGGAGGAGACUGAGCUAGACCUCACCUACAGGAGCAGAUACAAGAACGUGACGCUCCCUGAUGCUUAUGAGAGACUGAUUCUGGAUGUCUUCUGUGGAAACCAGAUGCACUUUGUCCGCAGCGAUGAGUUGCGAGAGGCCUGGAGGAUCUUCACCCCCCUCCUCCACCAAAUAGAAGCUAUGAAGAAACAGCCUAUUCCUUACACAUAUGGAAGUCGUGGUCCGAGUGAAUCAGAUGAUCUCAUGCAGAGGGCGGGCUUCCGCUAUGAGGGAACAUACAAGUCUGCGCCCUAAGCUGCAACAACAAAUGUGCACAGAUCACAACAUGUAGGGACCUUUCCUAGGAUUCGGAAAGUUGUGGGAAGAUUUUGAUUGAGAUUGAUUUCCAAUAAUAAUAAUAAUAAUAA